AUGACGACGGAGGUGGAGAAGAAUACGACGACGGAGGUGGUGGAGAGUAAGCAUUUUACGAAGAAGGACUAUGAGGCUUGGGGAGGGCCGAGUGUAUACUGGAGUCGAGUGGCAGAAUCUGAUGGUUUUGAUAUCGAGGAUGUUGCAACAAUACCAGAUAACAUUGGACUGGUAUCGUACGACUGUCAAAAGUCUGCUCGUUAUCCUUAUCCUGUCUUGGUCAAGCGUUAUGCUAUGUUGGGUCUUCAUCGGUACAAUAUGUUGGAGGGAACAAGAUUCCAGCUCCAGGGCCUAUUGAAACUCAACAUGUUACAAAACUGCGUGUCUUCUUAUUACAUGACUUUGAAUGCAAGAGAUUCAACUGGUAGACUUAAACCUUUCAGAUUGGAUGUAACCUGCUCUAUUGCUAGACCUAGAGUUAAAAAAGAUGAAGUUACCACCGAAAAGCCCUUCGUACCUCACUUUCAUGGUUACGCAAUCCCGGAUAGUAAAUUCUUCGAUGGUGAAUUGCCUGAUUGGCCAUUAGAUGAGGCUUUGAAUGAUACAAAACGAUUUUACGUGUUGAAGGAAUUAGAGUGGAAAGAAACUGAGUGUAUUAAUCUCUAUUUGGAACUUUUAAUUUGUGCAGACGAUAGGCGAAGGAUGCGGAACAAAAAGAACUUCUUGUCCAAUCUGGAGAUUGUGAAAGUGGCCAUAGAAACUAAUAUUGAAGAUAUGAAGCCGUCGAAUGAGAGGCUCAAGGCCAAAUGUGCAAACGUCUACAUAACAUUUAAGGGGUUGAAAAAGACUCCCUGGUCUGAAGAAAUUGAUGUUGAACGCAAAGCUAUAAUUAGAAGAGUCAUCGGUAGUACAGGAUCCUUGACCCUCGUGGGUAAGCUUUGGAGUGGAGAAAAUACUGAGAAGCGUUCUAUGACUCUCACGAGUGGUGAAAAUGCCCAGAGUUCUAGAAAGCGAUCUCGCUUUGAGUAG
This is a messenger RNA of Arabis nemorensis, 969 nucleotides long. The record is from the annotation of a GenBank genome assembly. Lineage: Eukaryota; Viridiplantae; Streptophyta; Magnoliopsida; Brassicales; Brassicaceae.